AUGUAUUCGCUGGCCCUCCUCUGUGUGCUUGUGGUGGUCUCUGUCACUCAUGCUCGGCCCCACCACCCGAUGCUCUCUCCAGAGAUGGUCAACCACAUCAACAAGGCCAACACCACCUGGAAGGUGAGCCCAUUUUUAUCCACAAAAAUAUAUCAAGUGUGUUUUCGGUCUUCAUGGUGACCAUCUAUGUGGAUGCAUAGGCAUACUGUCGCUCACAAACUGAUGUUAUUUCAUAACUUUAACUCUUUUUUGCUGCAGGCUGGGCUGAACUUCAAGGAGGCUGAUAUAAGCUAUGUGAAGGGACUGUGUGGGACUUUACUAGGAGGACCCAAACUGCCAGAGGUGUAAGUCUCAAUACUGUAUAUGUGAUGAGGGUGUGUAAGCUUGAUUAUAGAUGUAAAAUCUCUCACAUGCACAACACAGGUGACAGUCAUCUGCUUUGUUUUAUAGCAGAUACAUCUGAUUACUUUUUAGAAGGUCUGGAUUGUGAAAAAAAAUAAAAAAUAAAAAAAAAUAAAAAACUUAGUGUAGACUACAUGACAGCAAAUCUUUUCAUGUCAGACCUGUAAAGAAAUGUGUUCAGAUUUUACCUUGUUCAUUCUUGAUAAGAUACCAGUUUCUGGAAGCAUAGUAUAGCAUUUUUUCUAAAUUUGGGUAUUGGGAAAAAUUCAUUUUGAUUGUUUGUUGAUUUAUUUUAUUCACAUUGUCUGCACUGGGUGUGGAGGUGAAGUAGCUCACAAAUAACUGUAUGUUGUUUCACAGACAUCUUAGCACUUUUGAAGGUAAUCUACACGUGAAUAAAUACCGGAGCAUUUUGAGAUGAUGAAGUGAGAGACAUUAGUACUGUCUCUCUGUUAGAAUGCUGAGCCCUGCAACUACUUUGCAUGUCUUUCAUGAGUAAUACUGGCAGAGUAUCAUAGUUGGUGCUCAAGUCUUUACAACACCAAUAAGAGAGGCCAUCCUAGGGCCAUUAAGUACAAAGUAACACAUGUGACUCACCCAUUUAAGCAAGUGAUAAAGUAGAAAUGUUGAAUGAUUUCUAGUUGGGUUUAAUUCUGUCAGCAGUGCUCAGUGACUUCCCUCUCUUGUUCAGGUUUCAUGAUACUGACAACAUAAGACUCCCAGACAGCUUUGACCCUCGCAAGCAGUGGCCCAACUGCCCCACAAUCCAACAGAUCAGAGACCAGGGAAACUGUGGCUCCUGCUGGGUAAGACAAACUUACAAAAUCCUGUAACAGCACAAAUAACUAGAUAAAGUUUCAGGUUCUUAUUUUGAGGGGACAUAAAAGUCACUGCCUCUUGUUUCCCCUUCAUUCCUCAUAGGCCUUUGGUGCAGCUGAGGCAAUAUCAGACAGGUUGUGCAUCCUCAGCAGUGGUAAAAUCUCUGUGGAGGUCUCUGCUGAAGAUCUUCUGUCUUGCUGUGAUUCAUGUGGCUUUGGGUGAGCAUUUCUGCAUGAAAAUUAGUCAGUUUCAGGUCUUUUAGGAGCAGAUACUGAAGAUCACCUAAAAUUUCUUUGAGUCUAGAUGUUCUGGUGGUUUUCCCUCUGCUGCAUGGGACUACUGGGUGCAAAGUGGGCUUGUGACAGGAGGCCUGUAUGGCUCCAAAGUUGGUGAGGACUGAAUAUUUAAUCUUUCAAGAAGUAUUAAAAACAGUUCUAAACAAAUAUACUGAUAAUGCUGGCAUGUUUGAUAGGCUGCAGACCCUACAGCAUCGCUCCAUGUGAGCAUCAUGUGAAUGGGACUCGUCCUCCGUGUCAGGGUGAACAGGAUACACCGAAGUGUGUGCAGCAGUGCAUCGAUGGGUACUCUCUGUCCUAUCCCAAGGAUAAACACUUUGGUACAGACAUUUUUACACCCUAUAGUAGUUGCAGGUGCUGAGGCUUCUGUAUCUUCGGUGUGACAGUGGUCUUUGUCUCCCUCUGCAGGUAAAACUUCGUACAGCAUCCCACCUGAUCAGAAGCAGAUCAUGACUGAGCUUUUCAAGUCUGGCCCUGUAGAGGCAGCUUUCAAUGUGUAUGCAGACUUUCUGCUUUACAAGUCAGGUGAGGAUGGUUUGCUUAGUGUUGCAACUCUGAAAGUGCACACUCAGAACACACCAAUCACUUCUCAAUCCUGUAUAACAUUUUUAUCUUCUCAUGCCAAUUUACACAAUUUUACUUCUAAAGUUUGUUCAGGCUACUUAACUUUCUUGAAAAAGGACAAUGUCAUCAUACCCUGUGUUUGCAAGUUUUGCUAUCCAAUAUUAAUACCUUACAACAAGGAUCAUCAAACCAAAAGAGUACUACUGGUUUAAAAAUAAAAUCCAAUACAUUAAAUUCUGUGGAGAAAAAAUAACCCUUUUUAAGCUUUGGGUUAUUCAUUUCUUUAUAAUUGUGCUGCAGGUGUUUACCAGCAUGUGACAGGAGACAUGCUCGGUGGUCAUGCCAUCAAGAUUCUUGGCUGGGGUGAGGAGAAAGGGACACCCUUCUGGCUGGCUGCAAACUCCUGGAACAGUGACUGGGGAGAUAAAGGUACGUUAGUGGAAAAACUAAGGUGCCACAUAAUCGGAACAUUUGUGAAGCUUAUAUAAUUUUUAUGUGUCUUCUCAUUUUAGGCUUUUUCAAGAUCAAACGUGGAAAUGAUGAAUGUGGAAUUGAGUCAGAGAUGGUCGCAGGAAUACCACACUUCUAG
Messenger RNA from Xyrichtys novacula (pearly razorfish), 2670 nucleotides. Lineage: Eukaryota; Metazoa; Chordata; Actinopteri; Labriformes; Labridae. The record is from the annotation of a GenBank genome assembly.